Archocentrus centrarchus (flier cichlid) is the source of this 365-nucleotide messenger RNA. RefSeq lists its product as uncharacterized. The record is from RefSeq and is a predicted model, not a curated record. NCBI's taxonomy places the organism in Eukaryota, Metazoa, Chordata, Actinopteri, Cichliformes, Cichlidae. The transcript is spliced from 3 exons. Gene Ontology annotation, biological process: regulation of slow-twitch skeletal muscle fiber contraction; regulation of ATPase-coupled calcium transmembrane transporter activity. The coding region runs from base 55 to 318 and encodes 87 amino acids.
UGCCGGGUGGAGGAGAACAGGCUAAAGUUAAAUGGGAUUGAAGAAGGGCUAAAAAUGGACUGUAUUCCAACUCCACCAGAUUUGUUUCACCCUGCUCUGCCGGAUGCCAACAUCAAGUCCUCACAGCAAGUUGGCUGGUUUUGCACACAUCACAACAAAAAGAUUAGAGCAGAGAGAGAUGCCAUGUCCAAGCAAGUUGCGGGUCCAUCAGACUCAUCCUACAAACUAUUCCCAGUUCUGCUGAUCGUAGGAUGGAUUGUCGGUUGCAUAGCAGUUGUCUACUUUGUCUUCAUUUUUGCUUGGAAAAGUGGUGUGUGAGGAAGAAAUUCAAUUCAUCAGAGAAAAUAACUUCUUUCAGAGGACAC